CGGGCGCGGGGGCGGGCCCGGCGCGCGCGCAUUGGCGGCCCCGGCCCCUCCUCCUCCUCCUCGUUCUCCUCCCGAGCGGCGGCGGGGCCGCGCGGAGCCUCCUCAGCGCUCGGCAGGGCCGCCCAGCCCGCAUCCCGCAUCCCGCACGAUAUGGCUCGUGGACAGCAGAAGAUUCAGUCGCAGCAGAAAAAUGCCAAAAAGCAAGCUGAGCAAAAAAAGAAACAAGGACAUGAUCAGAAGGCUGCAGCCAAGGCUGCCUUGAUAUAUACCUGCACUGUCUGUAGGACUCAAAUGCCGGAUCCCAAGACCUUCAAACAGCACUUUGAAAGCAAGCAUCCUAAGACUCCACUUCCUCCAGAAUUGGCUGAUGUUCAGGCAUAAAGUUGUCUACAGGUGAAGUCAUGACACCUAUUGACUCUUCUACUGUCAGACCUUACAUAACAAACCUGCAGCUGCUUUUCUAAAACUGUUGAUCAGCAAAAAUGAAGGGGCUACAGAAACAUUCAUAUUUUUAUGCUGUUCCCUCUUGGGCUUCAUGCAAAGACAAUUCUGUGUAAAUGUACAGUUGUGCCCUAUUUGGAAAUCCUAAAAAAUCAGUCCAUACUUGUUAUAAAAAAUUUUUUACAAUUGUAAUUAUAUUGAUGUUCAUAUUGUGUAAAAUAACUCACUUAAUAAAGUAGUACUUUGAUUUUACAAUA
Molecule: messenger RNA, 698 nt
Organism: Passer domesticus (house sparrow)
Lineage: Eukaryota; Metazoa; Chordata; Aves; Passeriformes; Passeridae
Gene: ZNF706
Product: zinc finger protein 706
Exons: 4
Coding region: 151-381 (76 amino acids)
Source: RefSeq, a predicted model, not a curated record